AUGGAAGCCAUGGACAAUCAGAAUGGAACUUCAGCCAACUUAGUGACUGAAUUCAUUCUUCUGGGAGUCACAGACCACCCAGAACUACAGGCCCCACUCUUUGGUGUGUUCCUCCUCAUCUACAUGGUCACAGUGGUGGGGAAUUUGGGCAUGAUCAUCCUAACAAAGAUUGAUUCUCACUUACAAACCCCUAUGUACUUUUUCCUCAGGCACCUUGCAUUUACUGAUCUUGGUUAUUCCACUGUCAUUGGCCCCAAAAUGCUUGGUAAUUUUGUAGCAGAGAAAAAUACUAUUUCCUAUAAUUGGUGUGCAACCCAGCUAGCUUUCUUUGAGAUCUUCAUUAUAAGUGAACUUUUCAUCCUGUCAGCCAUGGCUUAUGAUCGCUAUGUGGCUAUUUGUAAACCCCUUCUCUACACAGUCAUCAUGUCAGACAGGAUAUGUUUGGUCCUGGUGGCCAUCCCUUACCUCUAUAGCAUACUGGUGGCAUUGCUGGUUACAGUUGAGAUUUUUCUUUUAUCCUUUUGCAAAUCCAAUGUCAUCAGGCACUUCUAUUGUGAUAGUCUUCCCUUGUUGUCCAUUGUAUGUUCUGAUACAAGUGAAAUAGAAGUCAUCAUUCUGAUCUUUUCUGCUUUAAAUUUGAUUUCCUCCCUCCUAAUUGUCCUUGUUUCCUAUAUUCUCAUUCUUGUGGCUAUCCUCAGGAUGAACUCUGCUGAGGGCAGACACAAAGCUUUCUCCACCUGUGGCUCUCAUCUUACUGUGGUCAUUGUGUUCUAUGGGACCCUUCUGUUCAUGUACUUACAGCCCAACUCUAGCCACUCCUUUGAGACAGACAAGAUGGCCUCUGUGUUUUACACCUUGGUCAUUCCCAUGCUUAACCCUUUGAUCUACAGUUUGAGGAACAAGGAGGUAAAAGGUGCCCUAAAAAGAGCCCUAGAAAAUCAAUGUAAACUUCAAAUUUAA
Dromiciops gliroides (monito del monte) is the source of this 960-nucleotide messenger RNA. Its product is annotated as olfactory receptor 8K1-like. The transcript has a single exon. Gene Ontology annotation, molecular function: odorant binding; G protein-coupled receptor activity; olfactory receptor activity. NCBI's taxonomy places the organism in Eukaryota, Metazoa, Chordata, Mammalia, Microbiotheria, Microbiotheriidae. Gene Ontology annotation, cellular component: membrane. Gene Ontology annotation, biological process: G protein-coupled receptor signaling pathway; sensory perception of smell. The record is from RefSeq and is a predicted model, not a curated record. The coding region runs from base 1 to 960 and encodes 319 amino acids.